Messenger RNA from Oppia nitens, 2405 nucleotides. RefSeq names its product ABC transporter G family member 23-like. Gene Ontology annotation, cellular component: membrane. Gene Ontology annotation, molecular function: ATP hydrolysis activity; ATP binding; ABC-type transporter activity. The transcript has 4 exons. The record is from RefSeq and is a predicted model, not a curated record. Bases 194 to 2377 code for a protein of 727 amino acids. NCBI's taxonomy places the organism in Eukaryota, Metazoa, Arthropoda, Arachnida, Sarcoptiformes, Oppiidae.
UAAAUAAUAUCAAUGAAACUCGCGGCUCAUCUUAUAUUAUCAUUAAUAAAAUAUUUGUUUAAUAAGAAAUAUCUAUUAUAUGAAUAUAGUUUUAUUAUUGAUAAGUUAAGUAAAAUUGUUGGACAGCAAAUGCUAAUUUAAUUUAUUAAACAAAAAUGUAAACUUUUAUUUAUAUCAACGAGUAAUUAAAAAAAUGAUUAAUAAUAGUUAUAUUGAAGAUUGUGAUCAAGUGGUCAAUAAUAAUAAUAAUAAUAAUAAAUGUGAUAAUAAUUUAGAUUAUAUUUGCGAUGAUUUAGCUGUUAAUGUCAAAGAUGUGGUGUUUGGAUAUCGUAAAGGUGUUGUCGUACUCAAUAAACUUAGUCUUUUUGUUCCGAAAGGCAAAAUAUUUGCAUUAUUGGGACCAAAUGGUACGGGAAAGACAACCCUAAUUCGGGCUAUUUUGGGUCGAAUUCAAUUAGAAUCGGGAAUAAUACGGGUAUUCGAUGGUAUUCCUGGGUCACCCAAGUCGGACAUUCCCGGCAAAGGUGUCGGUUAUAUGCCACAAGAGUUGGCACUUUUUGAAGAACUAACGAUCUCUGAGAUACUUAAAUAUUAUGGAAAUCUCUAUCAUAUGGACAGUUGUGAACUAUCCAAUAGAGUGGACAACUUAAUUGAAAUUUUGAAUUUACCCGAAAAGUCCAGAACUAUUAGUAAAUUAAGUGGUGGACAAAGGAGACGGGUGUCGAUAGCUAUAACAAUGAUACAUAAGCCCAAACUUAUUAUAUUAGAUGAACCGACCGUCGGUGUCGACUCUAUACUUAGGCUACGAAUCUGGCAAUACUUAGAAAAAUGUUGCCAAACAUACGGUCAAACAGUGAUCAUUACAACCCAUUAUAUUGAAGAGGCCAGAAGUGCCAGCAAUGUAGCCUUUAUGAGCUCCGGUAUUAUAUUAAAACAGUCAAAUCCACAACAUUUAAUCAAUACAUAUAACUGUCAGACACUGGAAGAUGUUUUCCUAUAUCUUUGUGUUAAUUAUAGAAAUAAUAUCAUUAAACGAAACACUACUCAACCGGUUAAUGAACAGUUAGAUACAACAACAACAACAAGUAUUGUACACGACUUGAGACCCAAUAAAUUAAGUGAUGACAACAACAAUGAAAAUAAUUAUAAAAAUAAUGAAAUUAAUUCAUUGAAACAAAUGUUUAAUAUUGACGGCAAACGAGUCAAUACAAUGCUCUGGAAGUAUUGGAUAUUAACAUUGAGAAGACCACAAUUUCUUCUGCUUUUCUAUGUAUUACCUCUAAUAGCCUUGACAUCAAUGAAAUGGUCGAUCGGUCGCAAACCACAUCACAUACCCGUCGCCGUCUAUAAUGCCGACAACAGUAGCCAAUUGUCCAAAAUGUUUCUCAACUCUAUUGAACCCUAUUAUAUGAGUCUAUAUGAAUAUCCUACUAAUGAGUCGGCGGCCAACAGUGUCAGGGAUGGCGUCAAUACAAUAGCGAUGAUGUUUAAGAAAAAUUUUUCCGACAAUUUUGCCCUUCGACUGACCGAUUUGUUUGAUAUGACCGAUGAGGAACUGGAUUCAAGUCAGAUCAAAAUUGUGGCCGAUUUUUCCGAUAGUAUUGUCGGCAACAAUGUCUAUAAUAGUCUGUUGAGAGCGUUUGAGAUAUUUUUAAGACAAUUGGGUCCGACCUAUGGACACAAUUUGUAUCGUUAUUUCUAUCCGGUAACACUGGAACCGGCUAUUUACGGGUCGACCGAUUUAAAUUUGAAUACAUUUAUAUUACCCGGUUUGAUGAUGGCAUUGGCACAUUUGUUGCCAAUGAUUAUAUCGGCAUUUCAGAUCAUAUAUGACCGAAAAAAUACAAGUCUUGAACGUGUUUUGGUAGCGGGAGUCAAACCCAUGGAGUUUUUCAUAGCACAUAUGGUUCAAAAUAUUUUAUUAAUUAUUAGUCAGGUUUUCAUGUCUAUGAUAGUCGCGUUUGUCAUCUAUGGUAAUACACAACUGGGCAGUUAUAUUGAAGUUUAUCUACUAUUUCUAUUGCAAAGUACUCAGGGAAUGGCUUUCGGAUUACUGGCAUCACUGUUGCUGUUUGAUGAGGUUUCUGUUGGGAUUGGAUUAACUGGUUUUAUGUUUCCCAUAUGGAUAAUAUCGGGUGUUAUUUGGCCCAUACAGUCGAUACCAUAUUAUUUCCGAUGGAUAGCCGACUUGAGCCCAAUCACCCAACCAUUAGAGGCCUUGCGAUGUGUUAUGUUAAAGGGUUGGACAUAUAAUUAUGAUAUUGUUUUUAAUGGUUAUCUCAUUAGUUUUGUCUAUACAAUUGUCUUAAGUAUUUUAAAUAUGAUAUUAUUUCAAUUGUAUUCCGAUAAGGCAUUAUCAUUGAGUUUUUUGAGAUAAAUUAUUAGUACAGUUAUUGUUGUAUUAC